UUCAAUUUUUUUCUAAAAUUUAAAUAAAAUUCAAUAAUUAAAUGUUCAAAUUCAAUUGUAUUUCACUGUCUCGUCCUUCUAGAUCAUAUAUACGUAGUACCGGAGUACUGCUUGUUCUGCCACAUCAAUUUUAAAAAACAAAAGUUUUUCCCGCUACCAAUAGGUGUCUACCGUUCCACUUCCGGUUUCUCCCUCGUUUCGUCAUUACGUUGUAUUGUGCGUUCUGUUACACAUCGAACAUAGUGAUAUCAUUUUAUUUAAUAGUGGAAAGUAAAAAUGAGUUCAUCGUCUGGAUCCGAGUCGGGGAGAUACAAGAAAAGUCGCUCCAGGAAGAAGAAGGCGUCGAAAAGAAAGGUUGAAAAACUAAGAAAAGAUAAGAAAAGAAGGAAGCGUGAACUGACGCGUAAGAGAAGCUCGACGCCAUCUUCCACAACCUCAGAAAGUUCUUCACGAAGUCACAAGUAUUCAAGGAAUAAAUACUCGUCACACCUUCAGGAGAGGAAGCGUGAUCGUGAUCAAAGGAAAUUGCAUCGUGAAUACAAAUCUCGUGGAGAUUCAGGUACUGAGCGUUCUCUGCGAGAGGCGUCUUGCCUGAAUCCAAUCGAAAAGGGUAACGAAGAACGGCGCCCGAGAGGCCCGCCACGUUUAUCCAGAAGACGCUCACAAUCAAGAAGCCGCUCUCGAUCAAGAAGUCGCUCUCGAUCAAAAAGCCGCUCUAGAUCAAAAAGCCGCUCUCGAUCAAGAAGCCGUUCCAAAGUUGGAAGUCCAGAUCGUUCAUCCCGAGAGUCACAUUCAAGGCGUGACGAGUCUCAACAAAAGUCGGUAAGGAAGGAAACCGACCUCUUAAAACUUCUUGAAGAGGGCGCUAUUGAGGAAAAUACCGUCAGUGCUGCCAUCCAUGUCUCGAUUGCCCAAUUAUGGAGCAAUUUUUUGGCAACAGGUCUGUCAAAAGAAGCAAAACAAACAUUGGUAAAAAAAUUCCCACCAGCUGAGAAUUGCCAAGCAAUGGGUGCUCCGCGUCUUAACCCCGAAAUAAAAAUGAACAUGACCUCAACAGCGGUGAGGAAAGACCAAUAUCAGGUCGCAUCUCAAACACAGUUAUGUGCCGCUAUUAGUGCAAUCGGCAAAGUGCUCUCAGUGAUUUUAGAUGCAAAUAUAAAUGCCAAAGAACUAAACUCCAAUGACAUCUCUGGCAUUUUCGAAGAUAUUUGUGACGUGGGUAGGCUUUUAACAGACCUUCAACAUGAAAUGUCAAUGACUCGCAGAUCGUUUAUAACACCAUCGUUUAGUUUUCGAUUAAAAUCAAUAGCGGAUGAGACGAGAGUUGACACUUGGCUUUUUGGUGAAGGGCUAGCUGAAAAGCUCAAAGCGGCAAAGGAACUGGAAAAAUCAGGGAAGGAAAUUUCCAAAACACCUCUACACCAAUCCAACACCAGCCAAAAUAUCAAGGGUAAAUCGUCAGCACCGAAGGCUCCUUUAAACUGGAGAGCCCCCCCCAAGAAGAACUACUCGAACAACAACAAGAGUUGGAGGAGGGGGGGCUAUCAGGGCAACAGGAACGUUCGGAACCAGGCACCGUUUCAACAGAAGAGAUAAGGGGAGACGCAUCCUCUACACCACACACUUUCCCUGGUAGCAGCGAGAUUAUCAGGGAAGCGUUCAAGGCGAGAGGAGCUACGGAGGAGGCAGCGGAAAUAAUGCUUCAUUCAAUAUCCGAAGGAACAUUGAGACAGUAU
Leptopilina heterotoma is the source of this 1736-nucleotide messenger RNA. RefSeq names its product arginine/serine-rich coiled-coil protein 2-like. The coding region runs from base 277 to 1596 and encodes 439 amino acids. NCBI's taxonomy places the organism in Eukaryota, Metazoa, Arthropoda, Insecta, Hymenoptera, Figitidae. The record is from RefSeq and is a predicted model, not a curated record. The transcript has 2 exons.